CUCUGGGUUGAUUGCAAAAUCCUCCGCACUUGCAAUUUUGGCUGACAGGGCGAGGUUGCGUGGAAAGCAAAGAAUUGACGAAUUUGGCUGUGCCCUCUCCACUCUUAAGUUACAGAAAGAAAAGUAAUGCCACGUUAGGCAAGACGUUGAGUUUUUCGACCUGUGAGCUUGUAUGCGGGGGGUGGGGGCAGGUUUGGGAGAAGGAUGCUGAACAAGAGGAGCGCUGGGAAAACGAGUUACAGUCCCUACACCAUAGCACUGAGGGGCAAGAAAGCAAGGUCAAAAGCGGGUCUGGAUGCACUACCCAACCGCCCAAAGGUAUGGCUCACGGAACUGCCUCGUAAAGAUGCUGUUGAGGUACCGGCUUCCCAGGCCGGCUCCUUCUCGGAACUACCUGCCGGGAACUCCUCCUUGUCCAAGCUCAGCUCCAGCCCGAGUGCCGUCAACACCCUCAAGCGACCCACCACCCUGAGCAGACACUCCAGCGCCGCCGGUUUCUCGCUCAGCUCCCCUGGCGCGUGGGGGGCCACGAAAGGCUAUAAGACCUCUGGAGGUGGCACUUCAGAAAGCAACGAGGGCCUCGAGGUGGAGGAGAUCACGCAGCUACUGCGUGACGUGGCGUGGUUUGCUGAGGCAUUGGAGAAACUGAAGGACAUGGUCUUAGAAGAGAAAUCCGAAGCUCGGCGUCCCGUGGCUCACGAGUGUCUUGGGGAAGUGCUGAGGAUCCUACGCCAGGUUAUUAAUAAAUACCCGCUUCUGAACACGGUGGAGACCCUGACCGCUGCGGGCACACUGAUCUCAAAAGUCAAAGGCUUCCAUUAUGAAUCCAACAAUGAAAAUGACAAAAAAGAGUUUGAGAAGGCAAUUGAAACAAUGGCAGUGGCAUUCAGCAGCAAUGUCUCGGAAUUCCUCAUGGGCGAAGUGGACAGCAGCACCCUGUUAUCAUUACCACUGGUGGAUAAGUCCAGGUCAAUGGAGAAUCUGUGUGGUGGGAUUGCUGUACAAGGUGACGCGACGCAGGUGAAAGAUGAGUUCAGUGACUCAGGGAGCCCUUCCACGGAAGAGGUGGAUAUCAUCCUACAGCGGUCCGAGGGUGGAGUUGAAGCUGCUUUGCAGUAUGCCAAGACCGUCUCCAAAUACAUGAAGGAUCUCAUUACCUACCUGGAAAAGAGAAUGGCUUUGGAGCUGGACUUUGCCAAAGGCCUGAUAAAAUUGAUCCAUACUUGUAGGCAGGCUAUCACUCAUGAGUAUCACGUGCCCUUCCUGUCUAUCUAUUCGCUGGCACUGGAGCAGGACCUGGAGUACGGACAGAGCGUGAUGCAAGGCGCCAACAUCCUUCAGAAUCAAACCUUUCUCCAGCCGUUAGCUGGAAGAAGAUUGGAUCAUGAAAAGCGCAGAAAAGAGAUUAAAGAGCAGUGGCACCGGGCACAGAGGAAGCUGCAAGAAGCGGAGGCCAACCUUAAGAAGGCAAAGCAGGCAUACAUGCAGCGUUCCGAGGAGCACGAAAAGGCCAAGAUCCUGACGGUGAAAGCCGAGGAGGACCAGCACAGCACAAGUAGCAGUAACACCAGCAAGACUCUGGACAAGAAGAGGAAGACGGAGGAGGAUGCUCGCAACAAGGCCGAUGAAGCAGAAGCAACUUAUAGAACGUGCAUUGCGGACGCCAAGACGCAGAAACAAGAGCUGGAAGAUGUGAAAGUGAACGUACUGCGGCAGAUCCAGGAAGUCAUUCGACAGAGUGACCAGACGCUGAAGUCGGCCACCAUCUCCUACUACCAGAUGAUGCACAUGCAGACGGCCCCUCUGCCAGUGCACUUUCAGACCCUGUGUGAGAGCAGCAAACUCUAUGACCCCGGCCAGCAGUACGCAUCCUACGUCAAGGACCUGCAGAUGGAGACUGAGACUGAAACACAUUAUGAUUUUGAGUCCUAUUUAUCACAGAUGACCUGGUCCCCCCAUGUGAGGGCCCGUAAGGGUAGCUUCAACGCUCAGGACUUUCCUCCGAACACGUCAAACGAGGUUCCGAGCCAGACGUCCACAGAUGAGCCAGGCAGCCCAGAGGGUACCCUGACCCAGAAGGAGGUGCGGGGUGGAGGCCUCCCUGAGAGAAGAGGGGUUCGAAGUCAUCAGGUGCACAGGUCCUGGCCCACGACCAUGAGUGACACCGAGAGUGUGGGUGGAGGAAAUAGCCUGGAUUCUCCCUCUUCCACCUCAGGUGAUUUCGUUCGAAAGUUGCCCAGUAUUCCUUCCUCUGGAACCAUGUCUAGCAGUGAGGACGUGGAGGAUAAAGACAGCAACACAAACUUUGAGCAAACAGGUAUCAACGGGAUGGCUCCAGAGAUAGCCGUGUCCACUGGUCCCUUCAAGAAUGUGGGCCUCUCAAAGGCUGCACAGACACAUCGUCUCAGGAAGCUUCGCACACCGUCCAAGUGCAGAGAAUGUGACAGUUACGUGUACUUUCAGGGAGCUGAAUGCGAGGAGUGCAAUUUGGCCUGCCACAAGAAGUGUCUGGAGACUCUGGCGAUCAAGUGUGGCCGCAAGAAGCUACAGAGGAAACUGAGGCUGUUUGGCCGGGACUUCACUCAGACCUCGCGCGAGAGUCUCGAUGGAAUUCCAUUCAUUAUCAAAGCGUGCAUCUCUGAGAUCGAGCGCAGAGCUCUGAGUAUGAAAGGCAUCUACCGUGUGAACGGUGUGAAGACCCGUGUUGAGAAGCUGUGCCAGGCGUUUGAAAAUGGAAAGGAGCUGGUGGAGCUCUCGCAGGCAUCUCCGCACGACAUCAGCAACGUACUCAAACUGUACCUGCGACAGCUUCCAGAGCCGAUAAUGUUGUUCCGCCUCUACAACGAUCUGAUGGGCCUGGCCAAGGAGAGUAUGCAGUGCACAGGGGACGGAGGAGGCAAGGAACCAUCGGUCGACAAGGAGGACUUACUUCUGGUGUCGCGACUGAAGGACCUGCUGAAGGAGCUGCCGCCUUCCAACAAGGCCACGCUGCAGUACAUCAUCAGACACCUCAGCAGAAUUUCAGAUCUUGAACAGCAGAAUAAGAUGUCUUCUAGUAACCUUGGAAUCGUAUUUGGGCCCACGCUGAUGAGGCCCAGGCCGACCGAGGCGACUGUGUCCUUGUCGUCUUUGGUUGACUAUCCUCACCAGGCUCGGAUUGUGGAAACGUUGAUCACCUCCCACUCAGAGAUAUUUGAAAGUAAAACAGAGUUCAGCACGGCCUCAGAUGAAGAUACGCUGGAUGACGCACCACCAAGUGAUAUUUACAAUGAGAGAGGAUCCUCCAAGGCAAGUGUGGGAUCAGGGAGUGAUGUGCUUUACCUCGAUGAGACUGGGGAGUUCGACAGAGAUAGGCUGUACUCCGAUACACACUGUGAUAACUCUUCGGAAUCUCGUGAGCGUUCGCUGGGCUCUGACUAUGAGCUGGAAGAUGCGGCCUCUGAAUCUGGUACAGGAUCUGAGGAGAGGACGCAGAGAAACCAGAAGGGGAGUCUGCUGAAGCAGGAGAGUGUGGCUAGUGCUGACGAACCCCCGCUGGGGAACGACAGCGGAGAAGACGAGUCUGUCUCAGAGGAAACUGAAAGAAGUCAGACUCAGAGCUCAGACAGUGACCUGGCACAGACUGAGCGACAAGUGCCCGAAAAGACUCGAGAAGGUGUAAGGUCACCUCCUCAAGUGGAGAGAGAUGGGCAGAAUCUGCCCGGCGCCAACAAACCAGACCCACCGAGUGACUCCAGCCAAAGCCUGGCUGAUUUUAACACAAACCAGUCAAAUAACGUGGACAGAAAUACCUGGCUGCCUGCUCACCUCAGGACGCCGCUUCAGGUCAGGGAACAGCGCACGCAGCUGCCGUGGGUCUGGAUGCGUCAUGGAAAAAUAGACAUUGGUCUUGAAAGUCGAGACCCGGAAUUUGUCUAAUCAUCUUUUAUCACGUGCUUAUAGAGCAGUUGUCCACCAGCAAGCACCCAAGGUACUUUGUAAUGGGACAGAGAAAGGACUGUGUGCAACCCAAUUUCAUUAUACUUUCACUGACUCAAUGGUUCAUAUUUUGAAGCCAAAAGAUACAACCCUCUGCCAAUAGAUACAUCUGGACAUUGUCCUGAAUAAAAUGUGAAUUCAUGCAGGGAAUCUGAAAGUUGGACAAAUCCUCUCAGUUUGCAACAGUGGAGAUGCAGUGCAAUAAUCAAAGUUCAAAGUACAUAUAUUCACAAUGUACAACCCUGAGGUUUGUUUUCUUGCGGGCAUUUUCAGUUAAUCCAAGGACUAUAAUAGAAUCAAUGAAAGUUUGCACCCAAUAGGGCGGACAACCAACGUGCAAAAGACAACAAACUGUGCAAAUACAAAAAGAUUUUUAAAAAAAUACUGUAAAUAAGCAAUAAAUAUCGAGAACUUGAGAUGAAGAGUCCUUGAAAGUGAGUCCAUAGCUUGUGGGAACAGUUCAGUGAUGGGGUGAGUGAACGUUACCCCCUUAGGUUCAGGAGCCUGAUGGUUGAGGAGUGAAAACUGUUUCUGAACCUGGCGGUGUGAGUCCUGAGGCUCCUGUACCUUCUUCCCGAUGGCAGCAGCGAGAAGAGAGCAUGUCCUGGGAGGUGGGGAUCCCUGCAUAGAUGUGCUCAAUGGAGGGGAGGGCUUUAUCCAUUAUGGACUGGGCCAUAUCCACUACUUUUUACAGGAUUUUCCAUUCAAGGGCAUUGGUGUUUCCAUACCAGGUUGUACUAAUUUACUUUGAACACACUGAAAGUCUUUGAGAACCAGAAAAACGGUCUACCAGAUCACAUGAACAAGCAUUGACAGCAGAUAUCUGCACCUCCUAAUCCAUUAACUGAAGCCAGUACAUGCAAUACCAGUAAUGGAUUAUUAGGAUAUGGCUUAGGUUUUUAGAGUGCUUUGCAUCUGGCUUUCUCUCAAAGGUUUUAGAUCCACAAUGGGCCUUUGCAGACUUUUUUCCGCUGUUCGAUCACAGUGAGCAUCAGAACUUUGCCCAAUUCUAUCGUCCAACAUGCACAUGUCCUUUCAAGGACAGGGAGGAGGGUCAAGAGCAUAAGUUUUAUAACUGUCCACCAGCCCAGGAGUGCCCAAAACCAGUCGAAGCACGCUGAUGAAUUCGGAUUGCUGAAUGUAGAGCAAGCAUAGUGCAUUCCACAUCUCUGUGUCUUGUAGACGUCGGCUGGUCGGGUGGGUGGCCACCUAUCACUUUGACCACCUCUGUGCAGAAUUCAAUCCCUAUUGUCUUUGUAGUAACCUACUGCCCAGAGAUAAAAAAGGACUUGGCACAGUGGUUUCCAAUCAAAACUUAGAUUAAUAAGUUCAAUGUUAUUUUGACCCAAUAAAUGACUUCAAAGUCUCAAUAGUAAUUGAAAAAAAACAAAAUAGCAGAAGUACUGUAGAUUGCAUUAAGCAUGGUAAGAAUCUCUCUAUCCAUGAGAUACUGUUUCAUUAAAAUAAUAGCAUAACUUAGUGCAAAGGUUAAAACUGUUGCUUUAUGAAACCAUAUUGUUGGGCAAAUAUAUAGAAAGGACAACCAUUUUAAAUUUUAUUUGUGAGGUAGAAAUACUACAAACCUGCCAAAGGCAAUUGUGGAGUCAGAGAUGGUUACAUUUAAAGGAAACCCCUUUGGUAGAGACGUAUCUCCACCCCACCACCACUAAAUGGACACAGUUGUGUCAGCUGCCCAUUAUUUCCCCAGAUCCAUCAUUGGGAACAUCUCUGGCCAAGGAAAUGACUUUAAGGGCUUGGACAAGUGGGCCAUAAGGGGCCUGUUUCUGUGCUGUACAUUCCUAUGAGUCUAUAAAAUUGCAGCCUUUAACGAAAGGCUGACCAUCAAAUACCUAUCUAUACCAAGAGACAUAAGAGACUGCAGAUACUGAAAUCCAGAGCACAAAACAAGCUGCAGGUCAGGAACAGAUGCUCCACAGAUGCUGCCUGACCGUUGGAAAUAUCUGGUGGCCAAUGAAAGAGCUUGUAUUUAAUGCUAGAAGCAUUGAUGAGGCCACAUGAUAGGAAUUAAUCCUUAAGCAUCUGGAGUAGCAGAAGUAAGUUGUGAUGACGGCUGAAAAGAAGGUGAACGAAACUUUCUAUUAACAGUGGAAGGAUUCAGAGCGAGAAUAACCGAGCAGAGGUCGUAUCCAGUUCCUCCACUCGACCGCCUUCAGUUUGAAGAGGGUCCACAUCCACAAGGAAAUCUUGAAGAACCAUUAUUAGCAAGGUUUAUAUGUACACCUGAAUAAGAUACUGUAACGUAUCUACAUGAUUCUGCUCUUCUGUUGUUCAGUACUCUGCAAAAGCCUUGGGCACGUAUAUAUAGCUAGGGUGCUUAAGACUUUUGCACAGUACUGUAGUAAUUUUAUGUAUUGCACUGUACUGCUGCUGCAAAAAAAAAUCAUGACGUAUGUGAGUGAUAAUAAACCUGAUUCUGAUUUGGGUCUCUAUUGUGGACUGAGAGUCGGAAGAGGGCAGGCAGAGGGGAGUCAUGUUUUGGAAAAGGGGAAGGGAGUGGGAAGCACCAGAGAGACAUUCUGUAACGAUCAAUAAACCAAUUGUUUGGAAUCAAAUGACCUUGCCUGGUGUCUCAGGGCUGGGUGUGUCUGCACCCACACCACCCCUGACACUGCUCUAUCACCUCUCCUGCGGCACUCCACCCUCACCAUUCCCAACAUCCUUUGCUCAUAUCAGAUUUGCAAACCCGCUCCACGUUGGUAAAUACAGUACUGUACUGUGCAAAAGUCUUUGGCACCCCAGCUACAUAUAUAUGUUAACAUAUAACCAUAUAACAAUUACAGCACAGAAACAGGCCAUCUUGGCCCUUCUAAUCCGUGUGGAACGCUUACUCUCACCUAGUCCCACCAACCCUCAGUCCAUAACCCUCCAUUCCUUUCCUGUCCAUAUAGUUAUCCAAUUUAACUUUAAAUGACAAUAUCGAACCUGCCUCAACCACUUCUGUUGAAAGCUCGUUCCACACAGCUACCACUCUCUGAGUAAAGAAGUUCCCCCUCAUGUUACCCCUAAACUUUUGCCCUUUAACUCUCAACUCAUGUCCUCUUGUUUGAAUCUCCCCCACUCUCGAUGGAAGAAGCCUAUCCACGUCAACUCUAUCUACCCCCCUCAUAAUUUUAAAUACCUCUAUCAAGUCCCCCCUCAACCUUCUACGCUCCAAAGAAUAAAGACCCAACUUGCUCAACCUUUCUCUGUAAUUUAGGUGAUGAAACCAUGUUCUUAAGACUUUUGCACAGUACUGUAGAUGAACGAUUUUUUUGCAGUAUGAGUCUGUCAUUUGUUCGGUGUUAGGAAGCAUUGACUGCUUAUUGAGUAACUUGUCUCCAAGGAAUAAAACGUUGUUUAGCAUGUGUGUGUGUGUUGGGACAUAGUCAUGGUUUAAUUGAGCAUAAAAUGGAGCAAGUUUUCUGUGCAAAUGUACCAUGAAAAUGGAAGCAAAGGGUUGGAAUAGAACCACAUCAGUUUUAUCCAUUUCUAUCACGAGCACUGGAUGUAACUGGAAUAUUUAUCAUGGGAAAAAAGUAUUAAAUGCACCGGUGUGUCUUGUAAAGUUCACAGUUUAUAAUAAAUUUAUAUAUACUGAAAUUAUGGUGAAGGAAAGCCUGUCUUGUCCAACUUGUACUUUUAGAGAAAAAAAUCCUUUUGUACAUUCUGAAGUUUGUGCAUUGGAACAUUAAUGAGCAUUGAUUUCCUUGCAAAAUAAGUAUUUUUUUAAAAUUAAUCUAUUGUUUAUCCCCACUGUUAUGUAUCAACCUCCUGUUCUAAUUCAGCAAUAAGAGCAACCAGUUCAGAAACCUGGGAGGGUGACUUAUUCCCAUGAUAAUAAUUUGCCUUAAACUUAGAAAGAUCUCCCAGGGCAUCUCAUAGGAAUGCUGCUGGGGAACAAACCACACAGGGCAAUGUUGGGACAGGCGCAGGGCACUUAAAUGAGGAGAAAAGUCAAAGCGUUGAGCACAGAAUUUCAGAGCUCAAUCCUGCAUAGUUUAACUUGCAGCCUAUAACGGUUAAAAUCGAGGUUACUCGAGGAACAAUUUCCAUAACUAUUAAGAUCCUGAACUCCCUGUGAGGGUAAUUUCUAUCACUUUGUGUUGGGGUACUGGAAUCCUGGUUUAUACUCUGCUUAUUCUGAGUCACAAAAAUAAUCCAUAAGACGUAGGAGCAGAAUUAGGCCAUUCAGCCCAUCGAGUCUGCUCUGCCAUUACAUCAUGGCUGAUUUAUUAUCCCUCUCAACCCCAUUCUCCUGUCUUCUCCCCAUAACCUUUGAUAAUCUUAUUAAUUAAGAACAUAUCAACUUCUGCUUUACAUAUACCCAGUGACUCGGCCUCCUCAACCAUCUGUGGCAAAGAAUUCUAAAGAUUCACCACCCUCCGGCUAAAGAAAUUCCUCCUUCUCUCUGUUCUAAAGGGAUGUCCUUCUAUUCUGAGGCUGAGCCCUCUGGUCCUAGACUCUCCCACUCAAGGAAACGUCCUCUCCAGGUCCGCUCUGUCUAGGCAUUUCAAUAUCCAAUAGAUUUCAAUGAGAUUCCCCAUUAAAGUCCGUUAAAAUAACUAUUAUAUAACUGCACAUGCUGUAUCACACAAGAUGAAUUACAUUUGUAUUUAAACACAAUAUUUAAGCUUUACUAAUAUGGCACUUCAUUGCUUUUAAUGUUCGUACAUCAGGUAUUCAGCAGGACCUUAGUAAAGAUAGUUUGCUUUUACUUUGUUUUAUUAGUCACGGUAGCGUAGCAGUUAACGCGACUCCAUUACAGCUCGCGGGCGUUCUGGAGUUUAAUUUCAAUUCCGGCACCGCCUGUAAGGAGUCUUAUUUGUUUUCCCCGUGACCGCGUGAAUUUCCUCCUAGUGCUCCAGUUUCCUCUCGCGGUCCAGGACAUUCCGGUUGGUAUGUUAAGCUGUCAUUGCAAAUUGUCCUGCGACUAGGCUAGUGUUAAACAGGCGGGUUGCUGACGGUGCGGCUUAUCGGUCAGAAGGGUCUGUUCCACACUGUACCUCUAAAUAAACAAAAAUGAAUACAUUUGCUUCAGGCUCGUCUUGUUUUUGAGAAUACAAGCAUUUGUGCACUGGCAUGUACGCUUGCAAAUGGGUACAUGUAGCCUCACUGUAGUACAGUUAUGUAAUUAUUCAGUUACAUUACAACUGGGACCUUGCCAAUUAAGUUUUUAAAAAAAUUCCCAGCUGCAUAUUGUUUAAUUUGUACAUACCAUUGGGACAUUUUUAUUGGAUUUUAAAUGUAAAAGGAACUGUUCAGUGUGAGAGUUCUACAAAUCUUUAUUUGGUGAUGUAAAUAAAAGAUAUUUUCUGCCUGGAUUGUUUUAAUUGUAAAAGCGAAUUUAUAUUUCUGA
This is a messenger RNA of Mobula hypostoma (lesser devil ray), 9334 nucleotides long. RefSeq names its product rho GTPase-activating protein 45-like. The transcript has 23 exons. Gene Ontology annotation, cellular component: membrane. Gene Ontology annotation, molecular function: GTPase activator activity. The coding region runs from base 205 to 3918 and encodes 1237 amino acids. Gene Ontology annotation, biological process: activation of GTPase activity; signal transduction. The record is from RefSeq and is a predicted model, not a curated record. NCBI's taxonomy places the organism in Eukaryota, Metazoa, Chordata, Chondrichthyes, Myliobatiformes, Myliobatidae.